AUGACGCCUGGGCCAUCGCCAAAUUCGAUCCUCUCCGUCCCAACUGCAUCGCCUUCAUCCUCAAAUAAGAGGGAUCGUUCCAAUACCGCAGACGAUCCCGCAGCCCACACGCAGGCAGACCGAACCCAGAAGCGCACCCGCGUUCGUCAAGCAUGCAAUCGUUGCAAAGCUCGCAAGAUCAAGUGCGGCGAUCUCAGACCCUGCAAGAACUGUACCAGCUUGGGUCUCGUCUGCAGAGACUGGCGUCCUGGCGAGGAACCCUACGACCAAUCCGCCUUUGCCCACCCAGCAGGUCCGUCUUCCUCAACAAUCUCCAACAACCCUGCCGAUCCAUGGCCCAGUCCAGACCGUCCCUUCCGAGCUCACGCUGCACCUUCAGUGCACAGUCACACCGACAGGCACCCUGACCGCACCCGCUCAUCCGCCGACGUUGAUGCCAGAGCAGAACGUUCCGGCUCAGAGAUCCCGUGGCCCAACACGCCGUACGAACGUUCAAACCACACUGUCGCAUGGCCUCCCAAGCCCGAUCCACGACGCCACAGAUACCUCGCCUAUCCCUACGAUUCCAUCUAUCGCAACGAGUUCGGUCACCUCAAAGCUCUUUCCCUCUCCUCGGGCCUCGGCACUCUUUCAUACUUGCACGAGUAUCACAAGCUCGCCAACGAGCAGUUUCUCGAUGCUCUCUGGCAGGUGCUCGAGGGCGACAACCAAGAUGGCGUCAACAUGCAACUCUUCGCGCUCGAAAAUGAAUCUCUUUCGCCCCAUUCCCAUGGCAGUCACAUGAGCUCCGGCCUCGGAGCGCCCACAGCAGCCUUCUCAGACUCUCUCGCAGCUGACUGGUCCCUCGGAAGCGCUCCUUCGCUCAACGUGCCCUUCACGUUUGAUGCAGCAGCUGGGCCCACACCAGAUCGAUUCCCUUCAAUGCAGAUUCCAACAAAACCCACCCUCUCCGUCGCCAGCACUUCGUCCGCCGAGACUUCACCGGCCAACGCUCCGCCACACGCGCACGACGCAAAUCAUAACCGUUCUCGAAGCUCUACCCACCCUUCCAUCCCCAGAAAUGACGGCUCUCUCACCACCUCGAACGACCAAAAUGCACCUGCCAAGACUUACCUCGACGCUGGACCGCCUCCCGAGGACCUUUGGGCAUUCAUGGGCACCAAAAUUCCACAGCAGCAUCGACGCUCCCUUCUGCACACUUUCCUCUCCACCACGUACGUCUUGUGGCCUACAUUUAUUCUGUCCGAGUUCCUCGCAACGCUCAAGGACGAAAACGAACGCCAAAAUCCCACUUUUGUCUGCCUCGUCAUCGCUUGCUGUGCCAUAGCCGCUCGUCAAGAAGCAGGCAGCGCAAAAGGCGGGCACGCAGCCGAAUGGGCUCGAAGCUUUGGCUUCUUUGAGCUUUACCUCGACAUCCGCCGACUCGCACCGCGCAACACCGAUUGGGCCAGCUUGAAUCACAUCCAGGCCCUUUUCUACCUAUCCCACCACUGCUUUGGCGCUUCCGGCCCAUUUGGUGUCACCAGAGCACACUACCUCAUGAACGGCUGCGUCUCGAAAUGCUUCGACGUCGGUCUCCAUCGAUCUGCCGAGACCUACACGGACGCGUUCACCCCUUCCGAAAUCGAGGCUCGUCGUCGCACUGUCUGGGCAGUCUACUGUGGCGACAAAAUAUCGGCUGCGUAUGGUCGUCCCGUCAUGCUUCGCCUCUCUGACAUGGACGUCCCCGAACUCGACGUCGACUCGGAUGAAUACACAGAGAGGCUGCCUGCAGCAACUUCGUUUGAUCGUGCCUGUACGCUGCGACCGUGGCACCGCGCUGCAAUUCGCCUCUUUUGCGUCCUCGAACGUGUCAUCGACAAAAUCAACCUUCCAGCUUGCAGUGCUUCAGCAGCCCUCGAACGCGUUAUGCGCAAGAAGCCCAAGCGACCCAGGCAAUCCGCCAAUCACGACGAGAGCUGCAUGGCUGAUCACGAGGCCAUCGGCUUCGAGGAAGAGCUCGAGCUCGUUGAUGACUUUCGCUUUGCAGAUACUCCCAAGCCAACGUCUGCACAUGAGGACGAUCCGAUGUAUCAAGCACACGUCGAACGACUUCGCACAACGGCCGCCUUUAUCAAGAUCUUCAUCUUUAGGCAUCUCUUCUUUUCUGCAAAUCUCAAUCUAGCUCGGCAGCCGCCAAGGAUCGACUAUCGCGACGAGAUGGUCAAGUGGUGCCGUGAGCUGCUGCUAUCGCAACGCAAGAUGAUACAGCGCGGGGAUUACACUGACUUUGGCUCGGUCAUGUCGUACCAGCUGAGCCAGACGGGUCGAGGCCUGAUCCCUGCCAUCUACAUCACAUCGCGGCUGAUGGACCCGACGCAGGAUCCCAACUCUAACACCAUCCUCAAAGAGGCACAGGAGCUCCUCGUUCUCGCCUACGAUCUGCUGCGCCAGCUGUCGGAUCGUUUCACUGCAUCGAACCGGCAGCUUCAGAUCAUGCAGUCGGCCUUCCGCCGACUCGACCUCAGCUUGAGGAAGAGGCACCACAAGGUCGGGGCAACGGGCGCACACGACCCUUCGUCGCACUCGCACGGCGCCGCAGAGCAUGGAAGCACGCGAGGCGGCGCGGCAGCCGGUUCGGCAGACAAGGAGAUGACCAGCGGUCUCGAUCUCAUCGCCGGUGUUGCUGGCGCCGAGCUUCUAGGCUCAGAAACGCUCGGAGAGUCCAACGCCAGCAACGAGGAGGAGGACGAAUUCGAGGACGAUCUCGACAGGGAUAAGAAGCCCGGAUGGAUUUCGGAUCUGCCCAUCAACCAGCCGGCGGAAAAGACGGCGACGUACCCGGCCAGUACCUUUGUCGGGUGGCCUCCUGCGCCUGCGCCUGGUGUGCCUCCUCGCGGCGACGAGUAA
Molecule: messenger RNA, 2889 nt
Organism: Pseudozyma hubeiensis SY62
Lineage: Eukaryota; Fungi; Basidiomycota; Ustilaginomycetes; Ustilaginales; Ustilaginaceae
Exons: 2
Coding region: 1-2889 (962 amino acids)
Biological process (GO): regulation of DNA-templated transcription; DNA-templated transcription
Molecular function (GO): DNA binding; DNA-binding transcription factor activity, RNA polymerase II-specific; zinc ion binding
Source: RefSeq, a predicted model, not a curated record